AUGAAUGAAGUCAUGAAUGUGACCAGUGUUUUGCUUGGUGGGUUUGUAGAAGUGGAGAAAUACAGAUACGUUUGCUUUCUGAUAAUGUUAGCUGUAUAUAUUUUAAUCAUAUGCUGUAAUUCCAUUGUGGUGUACCUCAUAGUGAUUCACAGAAACCUUCAUGAGCCAAUGUACAUUUUCAUCGCAGCUUUGCUGAUCAACUCAAUUCUUUUCAGCACUAAUAUCUACCCAAAGCUAUUGGUUGACUUUUUAUCAGAGAAACAGACUAUAGUACAUCCAGCCUGUAUCUUUCAAGCUGUUACAUACUAUGUUCUUACCUACUCUGAGUUCUUACUGCUGUCAGCCAUGGCCUAUGACCGGUACAUAUCUAUAUGUAAACCUCUGCAGUACGCAGCCAUCAUGAGGAAAACAACAGUCACUGUGACUCUGGUCACAGCUUGGUUUGUCCCUGCGUGUGAAGUCACAGGAGCCAUUGCAUUGAAUUUUGAUCUGAAUUUCUGUGGUUUUACUUUAAAAGGUUUUUUUUGCAACAAUUCCAUUUACAAACUUAUGUGUGUGCGCACAGAAGCUUUAUCCAUCUAUGGAGCAGUCAUUUUGCUGAACCUUGGACUUCUGCCUAUGCUCUUUAUCAUUUUUUCAUACAGUCAGAUCUUAAUGAUUUCCUUUCAAAGCUGUAAAGAGGUAAGAACUAAAGCUGCAAGAACCUGCUUACCCCAUUUGAUAGUUUUAAUCAACUUUUCCAUUUCUGUGACCUUCGAUGUGAUCAUCGUCAGACUAGAAUCAGACAUUUCAAGAACUGCACACCUGAUAAUGACUUUACAGGUAAUUCUCUAUCAUCCUCUCUUUAAUCCACUCAUGUACGGACUCAAAAUGAAAGACAUUUAUAAACACCUCCAGAGCUUAUUCUGUCAGGUUGAAUCACACUGA
Cheilinus undulatus (humphead wrasse) is the source of this 927-nucleotide messenger RNA. RefSeq names its product olfactory receptor 10AG1-like. The transcript has a single exon. NCBI's taxonomy places the organism in Eukaryota, Metazoa, Chordata, Actinopteri, Labriformes, Labridae. Gene Ontology annotation, biological process: G protein-coupled receptor signaling pathway. The record is from RefSeq and is a predicted model, not a curated record. Gene Ontology annotation, molecular function: olfactory receptor activity; G protein-coupled receptor activity. The coding region runs from base 1 to 927 and encodes 308 amino acids. Gene Ontology annotation, cellular component: membrane.